AUGAAAUUAAAAAAAAUUGUCGCAGCUCUCGGCGAUACUCUGAAAGGUCAAGUUGUGGCAAAGAAUUUCGAGGGCCUGCUGCAGUUCAAGCCUCAUGAACUUGAUAGGCAUUUGCUUAGCUGGCUUAUGCGGAAGCUGAACCCAGAAACAAUGAAAUUAGAGAUUGGUGGUGGCAAAGAGAUAGCAAUCACCGAUCACAGUGUAUGGUGUGUGUUCCAUAUCCCCAAUGCUAGAAGUGACCCACCCCAUAUGACGGACGAUGAAGCUCGUAUUAUUCGGAGUGAGUUGGGAUUGCAAAUUUGUGGUAAUGCGUAUAACCCAAGGCGGGGGUUCAGUGCUGGAGACAUUUUGGAGGGUUUGAACAAAAAGACGCUAAGAGGAAGUUUGGGGCUUAGAGCGUUCUUCAUGUGCGCAUUCCAGUCGCUGCUAUUCUCCAACACUGACGCCUACAUCAGGCUGGAGGAUGUAAAGUACACCGAAGAUUUGGAGAACAUUGGCAAUAGGAACUGGUGCAAAGUAGUAGUUGAUCAUCUUCGGAGAGCUGCUCGUUUGUAUAGAAAGGAUUUCCCGGAGAAAGGUAUUAUGGCACCGAUAAGUGGCUGUGGAAUCUUCCUAAUGAUGCUAUAUGUUGACAACCUGCAGCAUGGAUUAAAUACAAACCCGUUCUCGCUGCCUCGAUGUGCCUUGCUCGACAAGAGUACCAUUGAUUCUAUAGCAAACAUGGAUCGCAGGCGAGAUGUUUCCAGUGAGACUGUUGAGUUUGGUAAACUUAUGCUGAGGAGCUUGCCUGACACAUGCUACGGUGUCCCUCCUGUUGCGCCAUUGGCAGCUUCUUCUCGGCCAGCACCAGUUGCUCCCAGCAGGGGGGCUGGCACCUCUGAUGCCCCUGGCGGUCAUGCCGCUGCCAACGCGGAGCCUCCACCCAUGUACUGGUACCCUAGUUUCAGUAGUUCUUUCGGCCAAAGCAUUGUUGAUGUAGUUGGAAGAAGCAGGAAGUCAGAUGCACUUAGCAUCUUGAAGGCAUUUGAUGACAGCACCAGGCAAGCCCUGGAUUUCAUGCAGAAGGCUGUCGAGUAUACAUCAAGGGCAAAUGAGCUCAUGGCAAAAGCCCACCACGAGUGCUUCACCUCCACGCAGAAGCUACUUGUUGAUGCCCAUGCCGAUAAGGCUUCUUUCAAUAAGGCUAGGAGGCGUCCUAGACCAAGGAGCGAAGAGACAGAAGCAGCGGGGGCACAAUCAGAUGAUGACAGUGCAGCAGCCGAUGAUGAUCCAGAAACCAGCGAUGGCCGUGAUCGGCCCCUGGACAACAUCCCGCUGGAACGUGAAGAUCCAGAAGAUGAAGUUCCGGAAUCACCGCCAGAGGAUUCUUAUCACAGCUCUCCAGCGCCCAGCCACGGAAAUGAUGAUGCCGACGACAGAGACAUUAUGCAUGAUGUGGAUAAUACAUGUGACAUGUUUUACAACUCACCGCUUAUCGCCGCGGAUGCCCUGAUAUGUAUUAAUGAAUCCAGUGAUAGAACCCAAGUGCCAGAUGGAGAUGGUCUCAGCGAUACACGCAUCCACAAAGAUGGCAAUGACGAGGAGAGGGACCAUGCUGAGAAAAGAGAUGACACUGAAGAGGAGGCACUCCAGAAUAAGGGUGCAGACUCAAGUGCCCCCCCAUGCACCCAACCCCCAGAGUUCUGUACUUGGGGACACAUCUGA
Messenger RNA from Panicum virgatum (switchgrass), 1704 nucleotides. RefSeq lists its product as uncharacterized. Lineage: Eukaryota; Viridiplantae; Streptophyta; Magnoliopsida; Poales; Poaceae. The transcript is spliced from 5 exons. Bases 1 to 1704 code for a protein of 567 amino acids. The record is from RefSeq and is a predicted model, not a curated record.